CAAGUCGCCCCGUGUGACAGUGAAAUUAAUUAGGUACUCUUUCAAGGCGAAAUUAAAAUUCUGUUUACGUUUGAUAGCCACUUAAAUAAUUAUAAUAAGUUGUUAAAGUACAAGACCACAAUGCCUCGAUAUCACACAGUUGAAAUAAAUAAAACAGAAUGGAUUGUACCUGAAAGGUAUCAAAUGCUUACACCUGUAGGAUCUGGUGCCUACGGUCAAGUUUGUUCUGCUAUCGAUACUUUGCAUAAUAUGAAAGUGGCCAUCAAAAAACUAGCAAGGCCCUUCCAAUCAGCUGUACAUGCAAAGAGAACUUACCGGGAACUUAGAAUGUUGAAACAUAUGAAUCAUGAAAAUGUUAUUGGGCUUUUAGAUGUAUUUACUCCUGAAAGUAACUUAGAAGAGUUUCAGCAGGUAUACUUGGUGACACACCUCAUGGGUGCCGACUUGAACAACAUUGUUCGCACUCAAAAGCUUUCUGAUGAGCAUGUCCAAUUUCUUGUCUAUCAAAUCUUAAGAGGUCUUAAAUAUAUCCAUUCUGCAGGAAUUAUUCACAGGGAUUUGAAGCCUUCAAACAUUGCUGUUAAUGAAGAUUGUGAAUUAAAAAUUUUAGAUUUUGGUUUAGCACGACCAACAGAGACUGAAAUGACUGGAUAUGUUGCCACAAGAUGGUACAGAGCACCCGAGAUCAUGCUAAAUUGGAUGCAUUACAAUCAAACUGUUGACAUCUGGUCUGUCGGAUGCAUCAUGGCUGAAUUACUUACUAGCAGGACUCUCUUCCCUGGCACUGACCAUAUCCACCAAUUGAACUUGAUCAUGGAAGUACUGGGCACUCCUGCUCAGGAGUUCAUGCAGAAAAUAUCUUCAGAGUCUGCACGUAACUACAUCCAGUCGCUGCCGACGCUAAAGCGACGCGACUUCCGCGAAGUAUUCCGCGGAGCCAACCCACUGGCUGUCAACUUGCUCGAACUUAUGCUGGAGCUCGACGCUGACAAGCGCAUCACAGCGGAGCAGGCGCUGGCGCACGAGUACCUGGCGCAGUACGCCGACCCCACGGACGAGCCCGUGUCCGCGCCCUACGACCAGAGCUUCGAGGACAUGGAACUGCCCGUCGACAAGUGGAAAGAACUGGUAUGGAAAGAAGUAGUGGAAUUCAAGCCUCAUCCACAACACAUGAACACGGUGAUUGAAGUCAACCCAUCGUAAUUUGAAUGUUAUUAUUUCGAAACAUAAGCCAUUGCCCACUUAUUCGUUUUAUUGGACUAGCUUAUAAUAUAAUUGAAGCAGAUGUCCGGAAAAAUUAACACAGUAUAAAAAUAAGUUUAAGGUAACUUUGUUAUGUCAUAAAUUAAUCAUUACGUGCCACCAUGCUUCGAUAAAUAACAACGAUUUUUUUAUUUAUUUAUUAUAAAAAUAUUUUAACUACAUAUAUACAUAAGAGAAGUGCUUGUCGGCACUUUCGAAAACUAUUCGAAUUAAUUGUACCAGAGAUAAUUGGUGAAGGUUAUUUAUUUCGUAUUAUAGUUUACAAAUCUGGUACACUAGGAUUGGUCGAGGAUCAAUCAGAUUUAGGAAACAAAACUACUAUUUCUUAGGAUACACUAUUGUUACAAAUUUUGGCUUAAAAGCUACAUAUUUUUGUUACAUGCUUAUGAUACUUACGGUUAGUAUAAAAUACAAACCAAGAACUAAGAAAUCAAAAGCUGAAAAUGCAUUUCUGUAUAAAAUAAUUCUAAUACUUCGUUUCUAAAUUACAUUAAACAUAAUCAGACGACUGCCUUCGCUUAUGAAAGUCAAUUUAUAUACGUAGCUAUAUAUAGAUAAUACGUCAAAUAGUUGGGUGUUAUUUAAUAACACCUUUUUUCUGUCAGUCAGUAUAAGGAUAAAAAUUUAUGUUUGUAUA
This is a messenger RNA of Melitaea cinxia (Glanville fritillary), 1900 nucleotides long. It is a transcript of the gene P38mapk, whose product is annotated as mitogen-activated protein kinase p38b-like. The record is from RefSeq and is a predicted model, not a curated record. Gene Ontology annotation, biological process: intracellular signal transduction; protein phosphorylation. Gene Ontology annotation, molecular function: ATP binding; MAP kinase activity. The transcript has 9 exons. Gene Ontology annotation, cellular component: cytoplasm; nucleus. NCBI's taxonomy places the organism in Eukaryota, Metazoa, Arthropoda, Insecta, Lepidoptera, Nymphalidae. Bases 121 to 1203 code for a protein of 360 amino acids.